CUUGCCCUCAACAACGGCAUUCCUCGCUCUUCAGCCACCGCAAGCAUCCCCGCACACAGGGCUACUCCCUCGACUCCUUCCAACAAGCCUGAGCGAUAUCGCGUUACGUACACCUACACUCCUCCAAAUCGUCUUCGUCAAGCCCAGGAAAUGCCGUAUGCAAACGGCUACGCAAACGGCAACGGACAUGUACCUGCUGGGAAAGGUUGGAAGGCGAGCGAGGAAUUCACGCAAGGAGGAGGGUACGACGAAGGUGUACGAUGGGCAGACCAAAGCGGUUGGGUCCAGCGAAUCUCUGCACUUUGGCAGAAGCACACAGGCACCCCAUUCCGCCCUCCACACAUCCAACUCCCAUCACUGGGCUUCAAGUUCAUACUUCUCUGUGCUCUGUGGUACACCUGCAGCGCAAUGGCGAGCAACACCGCAAAGCCCCUCCUCAACCUCUAUCGAUAUCCCGUCACCCUCACCUUCCUCCAGUUUGGAUUCGUUGCCGCAUACUGCAUGCCCUUUUUCAGUCCCAUAUGGAAGCUCACUACUCUACGCGCACCCACGAAGGCGAUACUCAAAAGCACAAUACCCAUGGGCUUGUUCCAGGUCGGAGGCCACAUUUUUUCCAGCAUAGCCAUCUCCCGAGUGCCUGUGAGCACAGUACAUACUAUAAAGGCACUGUCACCCUUGUUUACUGUUGGAGCAUAUGCGCUGGUGUUUGGAGUGACUUAUUCGCCGAAGACCUACCUUUCAUUGGUGCCCUUAACCGUGGGCGUUAUGCUAGCCUGCACGUUUGACAUGACUGCGUCCUCCGCACUUGGCUUGCUCUGCGCAUUCGGCUCGACACUCGUCGUCGUCUCCUCGAAUAUCUUCUUCAAGAAAAUCAUGCCAAGCAAGCCAACCAAUGCCCCGCACCUCCCCGGCCCAUCACACAAGUUGGACAAGCUCAACCUCCUGUUUUACACAUCGGGCCUUGCAUUCAUCAUGAUGAUCCCUCUGUGGCUAUAUUCGGAUGUGGGCAGACUUUGGGAAGAUCUGACGACCUACGACGAGAGCAAACCUGCCAACCGGACCUCUGCGGCAGCCUACUACCUACUCCUGAAUUGCACCGUCCAUUUCGCCCAGAACCUGAUCGCAUUCGCACUCCUGUCGAUGUGCUCUCCUGUCACGUACUCUAUCGCCUCGCUGGUGAAGCGAAUCGCCGUCAUCUGCAUCGCGAUCCUAUACUUCAAUCAGCCUGUCCACCCGAUCCAAGCAGGCGGUAUCUUCCUCGCCGGUAUCGGUCUAUGGAUGUACAACGCCGCAAAAGGCGAUAUUGAGAAGGGCGAGAAGCGUGCACAACGAGUCGCCGCGGCGGGCGAUCUACAACUCCCGACAUCUCGCGACGAACUCUCGAAAUCGGACGAUGAGCGAAUGGAUGCCCGCGUCCGCCCCGCACCGUUGUACGACGAAGGACGAUUGCGGUCUGUUUCCAGUUCUGUUCCGCAUGCUUCCCUCACAGCGCGAGGAACGACGUUCACCAUCCCUAAGCCACCCGCACUCAACAUCCCCAGUUAUGGGUAUAAGAAUGGCGCGGAGAUCUACCCCAGCCCGCCGGACAGCCGCGACUCUCCGCCCUUGAAGGCAGGCGUACCGCUUGACGGGGCGCUCGUGAACAGCCUAGCGCCACCUAUGGAAUUAUCCGCAAAGGGUGCUCUGGUGGACCUAGCGAACUACACGCGGCCGACAGCGAUGGUGCACUGAACUUCGUAAGCUUGGCGCCCUGUAGAGGAGGAAAUGUAUAGAAGCGAGGUGGAAGGCGGACCUUCCCGUGCUGUAAUAUUCGGACCUGACGAAACCAUGGACUGACGCUCUUAUGCAUCCAUACCCUUAGAUCAGUUAUGCCUGAUGUUUCUAUGCGUCCGUCUCCUGGUGAGCGGUGUGUAUUCGGCAUACUUCUUUUGAACUGAACAUUUAGUGCCCGGCAUCAAAAGUGCAGUUUUCUCUACACAGAUAGCAUCUAUGUAAC
This is a messenger RNA of Dacryopinax primogenitus, 1996 nucleotides long. Its product is annotated as TPT-domain-containing protein. Bases 151 to 1731 code for a protein of 526 amino acids. Lineage: Eukaryota; Fungi; Basidiomycota; Dacrymycetes; Dacrymycetales; Dacrymycetaceae. Gene Ontology annotation, biological process: phosphoenolpyruvate transmembrane import into Golgi lumen. Gene Ontology annotation, molecular function: phosphoenolpyruvate transmembrane transporter activity; antiporter activity. The transcript is spliced from 2 exons. Gene Ontology annotation, cellular component: endoplasmic reticulum; Golgi apparatus. The record is from RefSeq and is a predicted model, not a curated record.